Molecule: messenger RNA, 2376 nt
Organism: Helicoverpa armigera (cotton bollworm)
Lineage: Eukaryota; Metazoa; Arthropoda; Insecta; Lepidoptera; Noctuidae
Product: small ribosomal subunit protein mS39
Exons: 15
Coding region: 159-2312 (717 amino acids)
Biological process (GO): mitochondrial translation
Cellular component (GO): mitochondrion
Molecular function (GO): protein binding; rRNA binding; ribosomal small subunit binding
Source: RefSeq, a predicted model, not a curated record
AAACAAAAACUGACAUUGUCUGUCGUAGUUUGACGUCUAAGAUUUAGGUUAUGUUGUGUGAAUAGUGAUAAAUACUGUUCUUAAAAACCUUUUUAGUAACUCAGUCUGUGUUUUUAAACCACAGAGACAAAUUAGAAAUUAACUUAAUUCAGUGAGCAAUGUAUUCGAACAUUGUUGUUCAGAGACAAUGGACAAGGCUAGCUUGCCUUUGUCGUUCAUUGGCCACUCUGGAAGGACAGAAGCUUCCUCAGAGCGGUAAAUCUAGUGAUGGUAUCUCUCCUCCUCCGCGCAAACCGAGAGGGCCGACCGACAUCCUACAGGCUCUCGCAGCUACCGUCGGGACUGAUCCAACAGCCGCACAUUACAAAUAUCACGAUGAUCCCUACUUAAUACCGCUGUCAAACUUCCGCAAACGAGCGUAUGCAUUGUCAGCCGAGGCUGGUCGUAAGGCGGCUGCGUGGAUCCGUGACGAACAUGCAGAUCUAUUCACCACUAGGGAGUGGGACCCACCAACCAAAAUGAAAACACCAUACUUCAACGCUGACCCUAAGAUUGAGGCAUUCUCACCAAAACCCAUUUACAAUGAUGCUAGCAAAGUAACAGAGGAAGACUUAAAGUACACUAUACAGAAUGCCCUGAUAGAUGACUCAAUAACAAUAUUCAAACUGCUUGGAGGCACCACAUCAGUUAGUGAGGAAAUGAAACUGGAAUUCCUUCAACUGUUGUGCUUCUACAAUGAAAGGGAACCGGACUCGAUGGAGUGGCUUGAAGAGAGAUGGUUUGCUGCUAAUAUUAGGGAUAAACAGGCUGCUACUUGGAGGGUUGGUGGACUAGCCGAUCAGAUUUUCGAAUCAAUGGACCCAAAGAAGCCUGAAGCUUAUUGCGCCAUGAUUCAAGGCAUGGCAAAAUACUUUCAGGCAGAAAGAGCUCACGCGUUAACACAAGAGGCUAUAGAAAAGGGUAUUCCACUAUCAACUGCUGUAUUUAAUGCUCUGUUGGGUUGUGUGGGAUUCCUGAGAGAAGGUACCACCUUGCGCAUUGAAGCUCUUCGCUCGAUAUUGGUACAAAUGAAUGAACAGGGUAUAGCACCAAAUGACGAGACUCUAUCGUCAUGCUUACGCUCGUUAUCCGCGUGGGGUGGCGGCAAAAUCCUACAACAGAUGGCGCUGCAAAUAGUCGCCGAGUUUAGGCAAGUGGGUAUACAGCCCGGACUCGCUGCAUAUUACUACCUCCUUUGCGUUUUUUGUAAAGAAAGAGGGCCCCGUUUUGAUAUUCUGUCGACGAUAAUAAAUGAGCUAGAACAAAGGGAAAAUUUGGAAGCCAAAGAACCAGCUGAUACUAAUUUCUUUAUAACUGCAAUGGGUGUGUGCAGUGAUCAUCUACAGAACAUUACAAUGGCUGAAAGAUUACACGCGCUGCUUAUGAAAGGAGACAACUACAAAUUAGUUGGAGACGCGUACAAAGAGAGUAUUUACUAUAGGCACUAUAUUACAGUUGCUUGCAGGCAUGCACCUUUCGAAAAAACCCUUGAACUCCUAGACACAUUGGUACCUAACGUUUAUGUGCCGGAACCAUCAGUAAUGGAAGAGAUAAUAAAAACCCUGGAAGUAGGCGGUGCCGGCGACCGUCUCGCUCAGGCGUGGUCACAGCUCGUCGUAUUCGGUCAUGGAAAACGAGCUAAAUUGGUCGAAAAACUAUUGGAAGCUAUGUGUAACACUUACCAUGGACAAGAUGAAGAAGUAAAAAGUAAAAUGCGCGCGGCUGCGGCCGACAUGCUGAGCUUCGGCCAGGUGCCGCCUGAGGAACAGGAGGCUAAGAACAUCAGAUCGCCUGUACAAAAAUUAUCAGCUACAGCAAUAUGCAACAUAAUAGAAAUGUGUUCGGACACCAAAGACAAGGCGGAUCCACACUGGAAGAACAUAGAAGAAGCGUUAGAUCGCUUGCGUCGUGAGGAGGCGGCCGGCGUUCCCGAACGACCGCAGGCAAUCGCUGAUGUUGCGAAGAAAGCGGCCAGUGUUGGCUUACCUGGUGUUGCUGCGGCAGCCGUAACAUACUUAGCUGAAUGCGGUUUCGAGGAAGCCAUGACUGCCAGUGUGCAAGUGUUAGGCACGAUGCUCAACCGGCCCGAACAAGAAGUGCAGACCUUGCUCACUCAGGAACACUCCACUUUGGUUGGCAACUUGCAUCCCGCGGCUUUGGCCGUCGCAGAAGCUUAUAAUUUAGCAAAAACCGGUGCUCCAGUGAUUCAAGAUUCAGAAAGAACAUCUUCGAGUUCAGAUAGUGACAGCGACUCUUCGUCCGAUGAUGAGUAGUGUUAUGUUAUUUGUAUAUACCAGUAUGAUUAGAUUAUUAAAUGCAUUUAGUUAAUAUUUACAA